Messenger RNA from Colletotrichum acutatum, 838 nucleotides. RefSeq names its product acyl-CoA N-acyltransferase. The transcript has a single exon. Lineage: Eukaryota; Fungi; Ascomycota; Sordariomycetes; Glomerellales; Glomerellaceae. The record is from RefSeq and is a predicted model, not a curated record. The coding region runs from base 134 to 703 and encodes 189 amino acids. Gene Ontology annotation, molecular function: acyltransferase activity, transferring groups other than amino-acyl groups.
CGUCUUUACACAAGUCCAAUCUUGAAGAGAAGCCUUUUAUGACAGGACAAAAGGGUCGCUAAACUCUUUGAGUCAGUGCUGCUGAAGUCAACAUCUAUCAUCAGUCACAUUGUGUGUCUUUCAUUACCUAAAGAUGCCAGAUCCUCCACUCAUAAUGCAGAAUCCUGCCAUCCAAGAUGUACCGAUGUCGGUCAUCCUUCGACAAGCGACAGGCCCAACCGAUAUGACUGCUGCCAGGAAAUGCUUGGAAGCGUAUACGCAAUGGCUGGACGAAGAUAUCUCUUUCCAAAAUUAUACCCAAGAGCUCAGCGAUCUGCCGGGGAAAUAUUCACUUCCAUCCGGCGCACUACUUCUUGCCGUAGACUCGACAAGCGGAAACAUCCUCGGGUGCAUUGCGAUGCGGCCUCUGCGUAUCGAGCCAACUUAUCUUCUAAACCGCCAACCCGACGCUCGAUACUGCGAAAUCAAACGACUUUUCGUUUACCCGGAAGCGAGAGGCAAGCAAGUGGCCAGACUUUUGAUCCAUGAGGUACUGCGGCGCGCGGAGGAGCAAGGUUACGACGAGGCUCUGCUCGACACCAUGGCCAAGAUGCAAGCUGCAGUUAGACUUUAUGCUUCGGAGGGAUUCCAAGAAACAUCCCCUUAUUACUACAACCCUCUCAAUGGAGCCUUGUAUAUGUCUAAGAGGCUGUCUAAAGUCUAGAACAAGCGUAUCUGCUCAGGUUAUGGGUGUAUUUAAUAGAUAAGAUCAUGCCAGAGCUGCAUUGGUCAUCGCUUAAAUGACCAGAACCCUAUCUUUAGAAGAAUAGGGUACCUAAUCGAAGCUCUUUUUUCCUGA